This is a messenger RNA of Dendronephthya gigantea, 6891 nucleotides long. RefSeq names its product kinase D-interacting substrate of 220 kDa B-like. Lineage: Eukaryota; Metazoa; Cnidaria; Anthozoa; Malacalcyonacea; Nephtheidae. Gene Ontology annotation, molecular function: protein binding. The record is from RefSeq and is a predicted model, not a curated record. The transcript has 20 exons. The coding region runs from base 198 to 5540 and encodes 1780 amino acids.
UCCAGACUUGUCAACGUUUCGACAAAUAAGCGACCAGCGCAUUAUUUGAUUUAUUUCUGCUGGGAAACGCAUUAUUAUCCAAAUGCAGAAUCAUAUCGCGGUUUAUCAUAGUCGGCGGCGUUAUUUUUCUUGGCAGUUAGACACUUUACUGAACGUACGUAGUUGCGCUAUCGGGGUGCUAUGCGCCAUAUUCCGCAAUGGAAAUAUCUGACUUGAAACCAAAGUCAAUGUCGAUACGAUUGACCCGUUCUAUUUCUUCUGUGUUGUUAUUUGACCUGAUUGAUGACGAUGAUGUAAAUACAUUGGUGUGUCAUUUGGAUCAGCAGCCGGAAUUGAUCAAUAUUAGAGAUGAGGCAGCACAGACGUUGUUAAUUGCGGCUGCACAAUGUGGUAGCUUGAAAAUCCUGAGAGAACUUUUAAAAAGAAAUCCGCUUAUUGUAAACGAAACUGAUCUGGAUGAAACGACAGCGUUAAUUGCUGCAUCAAAGGGAAACCAUGAGCAAUGUGCUAUUGAACUUUUCAAAAAUGGUGCCGAUCUUUCGCUAACUGAUAAGGAUGGUUGGGGUGCUGUGACGUGGGCAGCCUACCGAGGUCAUUCUAACAUUGUCAGGCAUUUACUACAGUGGGAUGCAAGUCCAAAUGAAGCUGGCCAGCAUGGUAUGAAUCCCUUGAUAUGGGCAGCCGGUCGUGGACACACAACCGUGGUAGAGGAGUUACUUAACGCUGGUGCCAAUCCAGAUUCAUACGACAAGUAUGGCACGUCAGCUCUGGUUUGGGCAGCUCGCAAAGGACAUAUUGAUGUUAUGAAAGCGCUCUUGGAAAAGAAUGCUGACGUCAACAAGCCUGGAAGUAAUGGCUGGACCCCAUUGAUAAUGGCAGUCAAAGGAGGUUUUGAACAAGCUGUAACGGUUUUGCUUGAAAAGGGUGCCGAUGUUAACUACCUUGAUCAGAACAACAAUUCCGCGUUGGUGUGGGCGGUGAAGCAAGGUCAUACUGGUAUUGUUCGAAAUCUAACCAAUCAUGGAGCGUUUAUCAAUAUUCGGGACAAGGAAGGUCUGCCAUUGCUAAUUACUGCAUGCAAAGAUGGAAAUGUAGAGAUUGUGCGCAUUUUGUUGGAAAAUUAUGCAGAUAUCGAGGCAGGGGAUCUGGCUGGCAAGACUGCGUUAUGGUAUGCCGUGGAAAGUGACCAUACUGCCGUCGUGAAAGAGCUUUUGGAGUUUGGAGCUUUUACAGAAUCCCGACGAAAAGAUGGAGAGACGCCAUUAUUACUUGCUGUAAAGAAACGCCAUACGGAGAUUACGUCGUUAUUGUUGGAGAAAAAUGCUGACUUAUCUGUCAGUAACAAGAAGGGAGACACUGCUUUACACAUCGCUGUUCGUAGUCGAUAUCGACGCAUAGCUGAAAUAAUUAUAAAAGAUCCACGAAGUGCUCGAUUGCUGUAUCAAACUAAUAGGGCCGGCGAGACACCAUACCGAAUAGAUCAACGACAUAAGAAGAGCAUCUUGAAACCUGUUCUAGGUAUGGCGGAAGAUGAUAAGCGUCAGACAGAGGAAUUACUGGGUCACAAUGUUUAUGCAACCUCCUUAGCUGAAUUGCUCUGUGAGCCUUCAUUAGAGCUACCUCUUACUGUAGGGGUAUAUUCAAGAUGGGGAAGUAGUAAAAUACACUUCUUUAAACGGCUUCAACAGGAAAUGCAAGAAAUAACACAACAGGCGAUUCGUCCAAGACUUCGUUUCACGUGCUUCGGAGUGCUGUCUUGUCUCUUUUUUUGCAUAUUAAUUGGAAUUGGUUUUUGCUCCUUGUUCAGCUGGAUCGUUGGUGUUGCAGUUGGUUGUUCUUCGUUUAUCCUUAGCCAAUUGGUAUUUUUCCUUAUGUUGCUCUAUGACAACCGGCUAUACAAUGACACAGAGUCCUCGUGGGUGAGCCAAUAUUUUUGCCGAUUCUCUAAUUAUUUUUAUUUGCUGUACCUCGUCGUGUUCUGUGCCCCGCCCACUGUCACAUUCAUGCGCACGUCGCUUCCGGUGCAUUAUGCCUUUGCCGAUUUCAGUAAGCUUACACGAAGUAGCAGUGAGGCUACCGCACUCGUCAGCAUGGUGGAGACGCUGAACGAGGUAAUUGAAGGGAAUUUCGGUUGUAUUGUUUCACGGUUAUACCGCGUCUUACGGCCUCCUAUGGUCGAGUAUGUUGGCCUGAAGCAUUCCGAGCCACAAUUUAAGAAAUGUUGCUGCUGUAUACCGAAACUUAUUAUAUUUUUCUUCGUGUUGAUGUGUGGUGCAGUUGCACUUGUUUUGUACACGGAAGUUGGAUCCGACAGUGGUUCCCUUGUAGCUGGCCUACAGAUAUCAGGCGCGUGCGUAGUCGGCAUCUCAAUGAUCAUUCAAGCGACGACGUUUUGUUCCGUCGUCUACUCGUUGCUUUUCUCUCCGAAAAGACGAGUUUCCAUUGUGGCGACUCAGUUAGGUCUCAAAGAGGAAGGAUUUAUACACGCGCUCAAACAGGAGGUGGAGUUACUGACUGAAAUCGUUCUCGCCUUAGAUGGCUUCAAGAAAAUUCAAACCAGAAUAAUUUUAUUCCUCGACGGACUUGAAAAUUCGGAGCAACAAAAGGUGUUGCAUUUGGUUGACUCCAUAAACCUGUUGUUCACCGAUCCGGACGCACCAUUUAUCAGCGUGAUCGCGAUAGAUCCUCGCGUGAUGGUGCGCGCGAUUGAACAGAACUUCAGCAACGUUCUGCAGGAUUCUCAUAUCACUGCGCUGGAUUACUUGAAGAAUAUUAUUCACCUUCCGGUGUUUUUACCUGAGCCGAAAACAAACUUCAGCGGCAAUCUUCCUGACGCUCUGAGACUCUCCGUGGAGCAGUUGUUGCGUCAUCGUAAGACGAGCGGAUUUGAUUUAGAAUGGGAAGGAGAGAGUUUGGAAUUAUCGCCGUGUUCUGCGCGUGAGCAUUCGAAGAGUAAUGGGCUUCUAUGCAACAGGCAUAGUACUGUAUUAACCUUAGACGAUGGUGGUAUUGGUGGUUGCCGUUUAAAUCGUAGCAUCGCCGAUAUCCAUGGUGAAAAGCACGAGGAAACCCCAGAUAUGACACACGUUUUGGCUGAAAAUGAAACGCUAACUCCUCUGGGCAUACAGAGGUUGAUACACACCACUUCCUUAAGUGGACGUUUGCUCCGUGCAAAGGGUCUGAACUUUCAGUGGAAUGCUUUAGCAUCGUGGGUGAGUUUGGUGGACUCUUGGCCCUACCGAGUUUCAUGGUUGGUAUUAAUCAUGGAGGAAUUUAUGAACGUUUUGCCAGAUAAUCUACCAUUGAAGAUAUUAUUUACGACCACUCAGACCUGGCUACCAAAUUCAAGUGGAUAUGAGUACGCGAUGGACAAUGAUGCGAUGUAUUUCGAGUCCUAUCUGGGCAAUCAUUUUCCGGUUUUGAAGGUGGAGGAUGUUAGAAAAUUCCUAGCGGCAACCGUUAAUUUGGACCCGGCUAUCCGAAAUCAACUUUCUCAAGGACUGCAAGCCCCUUCUAACAAUACCUUGAAUAAUGUGGACAUUGUUGGCAAUGGUGGAGAUGGGGGUUCCUCAGAUUCUAUGGGUUUUAUAGGCCUAAACGAAGAAGGUGUUUGUGUUAAACUCUCACAGAUCGAUGGCAUCACUCUUACGAUGGUUCCCUCGUAUCAGACAACAGUUCGUGAGAAUCACAUCAAUGGCCGAGUUCUGUUCGAAUGUGAUAUGAUAGAACUUCGGGAUGUCAUGGAAAUGAAUUUCGGUGAUUGGCAGUUGUUUCGCGCCUGGAUUAUGCGACAUCGAGCAACGCUGCAUUCCGCUCACCAAAACGACAGUUCUUGCUCUCCAUGGCAAAGUGGGAAAAUCGAUAGAGGAAGGAAUGCUUCUGGAGAUACGUACGUAGAAAUGGGUAAUUUGUCUUGUGUCAAAUCACCCGAACAAAAGUCUGGCGAGGACGAGAGAGGUUCUGGGUCGCAAUCUGGUAACAAAAAGUCAGCGGGGAGCCGAGGUGCUGUUAAUGUUUCCUCUAUACCGAAGAUUGUUCUAGAUCCUGGAUCGAGCGUGCCCAGCAUUCCUGACUGUGAACAAGAUGGUAGUACCAACGUAUCGGAGGAGAAAACUGAGGCAGGCACUAGUGAAAACGCGGACGAUCCGUCAAACGAAGAUGAUGAACAAGUUAAAGUAAUUAGUUCGACCCAGAUGCGAGAAAUUUACGCCAUUACACCUCCUGCUAGCUUUACUGACUCGAGUGAUGAUAAUGAUGACGGGGAUGGAUGUUCUGAGACCAGUCCAUUAGUUAGAAAUAAUCCGUCGUCUUUUGAAUCCACCUCUUCUACCGAACAGCCAGAAUCCGUUUCAGUUGAGAAGACAUCACGGGAAACCCGCCCUCUUCUCUCGAGGCAGCCUGAGAUUGAUCAGGCCAGCCAAUCCAGCAAAGAUGCAAAUGUAAACUCCUUCGAUCAAGAAGAACGCGCGCGAGUGAAUCUAAGUGAUUUCCCUGGUGCAAAAGUACCAACUACACUAAACCUUUCUGAAAACGAUGACGAACUUGAAUCCCAGCGAGUAACGCCGAUUCUUUUUACAUUGUCUCCGACAACAAAAGGAAAUAAUCAAAUUGUGUCCGUCAUCGCUUCUCGGGAAAUGCCCGCAGCUUUUUCGCGACCUCCAAGUAUUCCAAAUUCGCCGUGCGCGCGUAAACCCAGGAGUCCGCGAAGCCCAAAAAGUCCACGUUCUUUUCGUAGUAUGUUCGGUCUUCGCCACUCUUCAGACAAAGGCAAUCCCAACGAUAAGCACGUACACGAUUUAAGUCCUUCGAAUGGAGACAUAUCUGUUCCCAACGAUUCUCUUGAAAACUGUUAUGACAAAACGGUAAAAGAAAAUAGUUUUCCCGAAGCGAACAAAGAUUAUGCUCUAACAAGGAGUGAAAUGCAAAUGAACUGUGAAGAAAUGAGAAACGGAAAUGAUACAAAUUCGGAAUGUGUCUUUGAGUCAGAUGGAAAAGCCGUAUAUUCCAAUUGCAUUGAUACUCCAAGCGAGGCGAGUAAUUCGAAUGACACAUCCGUCAAUUUUAACGAUGCAAAUACGGUGGAGGGUGCACUGAUUGUCUUCCAUUCGGAGCCAUUGCCGCCUCGCGUUCCAAUUUUAUCACACCGGUUUUCUGAACACGACAGUUUAGGCGAAAUGGUAUCGAAUAAAAACGACUCAUUGGAGGAGGCGACGAACAAUAGUGACAAAGGUUACGAAUCAGUGGAUAACUCCCCGUACGUCGAAAACGAGGGCAGGGAGAGUGGUGUUUCUCGUUCCUUAAAUGCAAAUGCAUCGGUUGCAUCAAACGGGAUUUCCGAGCUAGCUCAAAAUGGAAUUUCGGAUAAAAUUGAACAAAGUAAACUCGAAGAUAUUACUGUUAUUGAUAACGAGUCUCCUGAGCCGAAACGCUCUGUGUGGGUCCCACUGCAUGAUUCUAAACUAUCUCUUGGGCGAAAAAUGGACACUUCGAUCACCACCAAUCAUCCAGAAUGCAAUAUGUUCAGCCAAACAGCUGUGUAACACACCUGAAAAUUUGGACCGGCCGAGUUUACUGCCCAACAUUUGGGUUAUGGAAAUGUUUUUAGGAACGAUUGAAGCAUGGCUCGAGUACGUACGUGCGUGACGUGCGUGAGUACGUGCAUGACAGCGUGACUUGCUAUUCUCACCAUGCUGAACUCGCAUGUGGCAUGAAAAUCUUUGGAGGCAUCCCUUUCUAGAUUAUAUAAAUCAUAAAUUUAUAGUUAAAAACCCAAGUGUAUAGAAAUUCAGAGGGAAAAAACUGAAUCUAAAUAGCUAAUUAUAAUUUAAUUGAAAAUUUCUGCCUAUAAAUGCAGAUAAAGUUUAGUUUGUAUGACAACGUUUAUACUGCGCAACUGAACAAGGUUUGGUGGGACACUAAAGCUCAGGAUAUUAUAUGAAGUUAAGCAUCUAAUUGGAAUGGCAAUGCGACGAAGACACCCCGAAACAACACAUUUCAUUUAAGCGCAUUUGAUCAUAUUUAUAUGUUAAUUUGCGCUAUAUAAGUUUUAGUUAUUAUUAUUAUUAUUAUUCAUUUAUGAAUUUAAUAGGGUUUAGACAUGAUGUUGUUUUCGCAUUUAGAAGAGUUCCGCCGCACCAAAUUUUAAGCCAUCCAGGUAGCGUUGGCACCUUUUAAAAUGCUGCCAUAAAUAUUUACCCUAAAUAUGGCAUUUGACGUUGUAAGCUGGGAGUGCGACUGCAAUGUGUGUGCAUACAAGUUUGAUAAUUGCUAUCGUUUGCGUUGCUGUUCUAAUUGGUGAAAUUCCGAUUUUUCUUUACUACUAUAACCAAAGGUCAUUUUGACGUAUAUCUAAACUACUAUAGACUUAACGACAAUUCCUUGGUAUGUGGCUGCUAUAUAUAGACAAACAAGAGCCGACUCGCGUGCGUUCCGAUCGUGCGUCGAGGGGCUCCGGCGCCUUAAUCUUAUAACAGGCUUACCAUGAAUAGACGACACUAUAAUAACAAUAUUUAUACCCAGGAAUUACUACUCGACCUGACGAAGUCAUGCAGCCCCUUUUUUCCUGCUGGUAUUUGCCUGUGAAAAAUUCUUGCGACGCAGGUUAAUAGUAAUUAUAAGAAUCAAUAAUGAACUGCAAGUGCAGUUUAUAUGAAGUGUAGAAAUCAUUGCACAAACAUUAAGUAUAUACUAUAUAAAUAUUAGAAGAUUGAAAUGUGUCUUUGUGAUGUUAUUGCAUGCUGUUGAGUGUAUAUACAUCAAGUACAAUACACGCACGCGUUUUGUCUUGAAGAAUACAUGCAUGCAUUUCAGAAUAUAGCGCAGUACAUUAAUUUUUCCGUAUAUUUUGGGCAUUCAUUCAUUCAUUUAUUCAUAAAAGCCAGGCGAUCUAAU